Molecule: messenger RNA, 774 nt
Organism: Sclerotinia sclerotiorum 1980 UF-70
Lineage: Eukaryota; Fungi; Ascomycota; Leotiomycetes; Helotiales; Sclerotiniaceae
Exons: 1
Coding region: 1-774 (257 amino acids)
Biological process (GO): calcium-mediated signaling
Cellular component (GO): nucleus; cytoplasm
Molecular function (GO): nucleic acid binding; calcium-dependent protein serine/threonine phosphatase regulator activity
Source: RefSeq, a predicted model, not a curated record
AUGUCAACUCCAACUUCCCCAACAGGAAGCACCCUCUCCUCCCGUCGCAGAUCCCAUAAAUCUCUCUCCCUCGACCUCUCCAACCUCCCUCCACUCACACAACCCACGCCCCCAUCCAACACCCUCCUCAUAACCAACCUCAAAGACACCGAGAUCUUCCGCCCCGAUAACCUCCAAUCCAUCAAAGAGCUAAUCAACACCUCCGCACCCAUCCAUACCUGGGCGCCUUUAAAAUCCUUCUCCCGCAUCAUCGUCUCCUUCUUCUCCGAAGAAUCCGCCAUCCGCAUCCGUCAAAUCCUCGACGGCGAAGAAAUAAUGGGCGAACAAGUGCGCGUAUAUUUCGGUCAACCUACAUCCAUCUCUCCAAAAGACACACAUCUCAAUCUUCCCGACGCGGGAAAACUCUUCUUCAUCUCUCCACCGCCUUCUCCUCCUCAUGGCUGGGAAAUGAAAAUGGAAGAUGCGCCCAAUAAGCAAGUUCACGCUGAGGAUUUGGCAGAAGCCUUGGCUAAAUUACAUCAUCGUCCCAAUACCGAGUUACCCGCUAGCCCUAUGAGUGAUAAUGGAUCGACUGCGUCGUCGAAAUACGGCAGAGGAAGAAGCGCGAGUAUGACGACUAUCUAUGAUCCUCAGGCUCAUGGAUUCAGUCCCAAUUUACCGGCGAUAGCGGUGGAGGAUACAACGGGGGAUGAUUGGGGUAUGAGUCCCUUGGAGACGGAAAAGCCUAUCUUGGCGCAUACAGCGAGACCACCCGUGGAAUUGAUGGAGUGUUAG